AAAAAUGAUUUAUAAAGAUACCAUAUCAUAUGGCGGUUACGGUGUUUAAUCCGAAGAAAGAACCGAGAGAACCAAACAGAGGGCUCUGUCAGCCGUUUUCAUUUUCAAGCGUCCUACUAUACGCCCUGAACAGCGUAAAUUUGACGCAUUUCUCGCUCAGUACGUUGCUUUCUGGUAGUAACUCGCUGAAAUAGAGGUUCUUGGCUCUCUGUUUUGAUUUUUGAAGAUACAACAAGAAUUGGUAAGAAUGAAGGCUACCCAGUUUAGUAAGGGUGUUAUAACAAAACCGACGAGGCUGUUAUAUUCUUCAAGGCCAAGCAAAGUUCGUAAUUCCUUUGUGCCGGUUGAUAGGAAGUGGAUAGGCGAUGCAGACAUUGUGGGAGGCUGCCAUUUGUUUUCAAAGCAUAGAAUACUACUGUCACCCCUGGUGACCCGUCGGAGAAAGCCUGGUUCAGAUGCUUGUAGUUGUCAAUUGAGUUCUGAUUGUAAUAUCGGUUCCUCUGAUGUGGAGGAAAGAUUGGCUGUAGAGGAAGAUGAGGCCUUGAGCUGUGCAGGGAAGGAUGUUAUUCCUGAGUUGACGGGAACUCCUGUCAGUAAAUCACAGUCUCAGGAUGUCAAACACGAACUUUUGAUGCUCUCUUUGCCUGCCAUUGCUGGACAGGCUCUUGAACCCUUAGCACAGCUCAUGGAGACCGCCUAUGUCGGCAGAUUAGGUCCUGUGGAGUUGGGUUCAGCUGGUGUCUCCACAAACAUUUUUAACUCCAUAUCAAAGCUAUUUAAUAUUCCCCUCCUUAGUGUUGCUACUUCUUUUGUUGCUGAAGACAUUUCAAAGUAUGCAAUUGAAGAUUCCGCUUCAGUUGGGGGUUGCCUAGAAGGCAUGACAAAUGGUAAACCUUUUAAUGGAGUGGCUGAAAGAAAACAGCUAUCUUCAGUGUCUACAGCUUUAUUAUUAGCAGUUGUGAUCGGCAUUAUUGAGGCUUUAGCCUUGUAUUUGGGAGCUGGAAAGUUUCUAGAUUUGAUGGGCAUAUCAUCAGAUUCUUCCAUGCGCAUUCCAGCACAACGAUUUCUUUCGCUUAGAGCGUUUGGUGCUCCUGCAGUUGUGGUCUCCUUGGCUCUUCAAGGCGUUUUCCGUGGUUUUAAGGACACAAAAACUCCUGUUUUAUGUCUAGGCAUUGGUAAUCUAUUAGCUGUAUUUUUGUUUCCCAUUCUUAUGUAUUAUUUUCAAUUGGGUGCAACUGGAGCGGCCAUAUCCACUGUUCUGUCUCAAUACACUGUUACCUUCUUAUUGAUCUGGAAAUUAAACAAGAUCACUGUAUUACUGCCCCCGAAGAUGGGAUCACUUCAAUUUGGUGGAUAUAUAAAAUCUGGUGGCUUUCUUCUUGGAAGAACUCUUGCUGUUCUUACAACCAUGACAUUGGGGACAUCAAUGGCGGCUCGUCAAGGUCCAGUAGCUAUGGCUGCACAUCAGAUAUGUAUUCAAGUAUGGUUGGCUGUAUCCCUACUCACAGAUGCACUGGCUGCAUCUGGUCAGGCCCUGAUUGCAACUUCUUUAUCAAAAGGAGAAUACAAGACUGUGAGAGACAUUACAUUCUUUGUGUUAAAGAUAGGAUUGUUCACUGGAGUUUUCUUGUCUGCAAUUCUUGGUGUAUCUUUCGGUUCUUUGGCCACCUUGUUCACCAAGGAUCCUGAAGUAUUAGGAAUUGUUAAAACUGGGGUAUUGUUUGUAAGUGCUAGUCAACCUUUGAAUGCCCUAGCUUAUGUUUUUGAUGGUCUCCACUAUGGUGUUUCAGACUUUGCAUAUGCGGCUCGCUCCAUGAUGCUAGUGGGGGCAAUAUGUUCAGCAUUUUUGCUCUAUGUUCCUUCAAUUGUUGGUCUUCCUGGGGUUUGGUUGGGCCUGACCCUCUUUAUGGGCCUACGAACUGUGGCAGGAUGUUUGAGAUUAUUAUCAAAAAGUGGUCCAUGGUGGUUCCUGCACCGGGACUUCCAGAGAACUGAGCUGGCCACUUGAAAUGGGAUUAAGCUUGGAAGAUUGCAGGACUGCUACUAUUCUCAAGGUUCACUUUAAGGAGUACGUAGUCCGUUGGACCUUAAGGCUCAAACAACUCAGCAUUGAAAGAAUCCUUUCUUCUGGGGUUCCAUCCCUUGUCUUUUGCACAGUUGAUCGUUGUACAGCAGUGGUGCAGGAUCUCCUGUAGUGUUGGCCAGAGGCUGCCUUCAUGGCACAGUGCAUUUUCAAUGCCUGGCAAUCUGAAUAUGCCGUCAACAACCUCAGGUAGCCAUCGGCCGUCUCAUCUCCAAGGUGCACGCAUUCAAAAUACUCUCUGAGAUCCAAGUUCUGGAAUUUUUGAAUGAAUACAUUCGCUUAUACAUUGGAAAUGUCAUUUUACUUAUUUCAAUUAUUACUCAUGUCAAUACGGGUGUACUAGAUUUGGAUCCUGCCAAGCUUAAAGUCGAUGAAUGAUAGAUGAAAUUUGCACCA
Juglans regia (Persian walnut) is the source of this 2479-nucleotide messenger RNA. Its product is annotated as protein DETOXIFICATION 45, chloroplastic-like. Gene Ontology annotation, molecular function: xenobiotic transmembrane transporter activity; antiporter activity. The transcript is spliced from 17 exons. Gene Ontology annotation, cellular component: membrane; chloroplast. The record is from RefSeq and is a predicted model, not a curated record. NCBI's taxonomy places the organism in Eukaryota, Viridiplantae, Streptophyta, Magnoliopsida, Fagales, Juglandaceae. The coding region runs from base 248 to 2008 and encodes 586 amino acids. Gene Ontology annotation, biological process: transmembrane transport.